Impatiens glandulifera is the source of this 2202-nucleotide messenger RNA. RefSeq names its product casein kinase 1-like protein 10. The coding region runs from base 672 to 1934 and encodes 420 amino acids. Gene Ontology annotation, molecular function: ATP binding; protein serine/threonine kinase activity. Gene Ontology annotation, cellular component: nucleus; cytoplasm. Gene Ontology annotation, biological process: signal transduction; endocytosis; peptidyl-serine phosphorylation. The record is from RefSeq and is a predicted model, not a curated record. Lineage: Eukaryota; Viridiplantae; Streptophyta; Magnoliopsida; Ericales; Balsaminaceae. The transcript is spliced from 14 exons.
UUUUCUUCCAUGAGAAAUCAUCCGUGUUCUCUCCUCUCACACGGGUCUUUCUAAUCUUUCUUCCAUUUUUUCAUUUUCUUGAUUGUUUUUCUCUCAUCUAUUUACCACUGUACUUCUUUCUUCCUCCCCUUUUCAGAGAUUUAUAUCAACUUAGGGUUUUCAUUACUCAUACUAGCUACUGGGUUUCAUUUGCUUUCCGAUCAUGACUAUGUAGAUUCUAGAGUUCAAUUCAUUGAUUUAUUCCAUUUUACUUUUGGGUCGGUCAACCUUUCUUCUUAUGUACACUUGAGAGACUCAGUUUUGCGGCGGUGAUUAAUAAAUAUAUUUACUUGGGAAGAAGAUCUCGAGACAGAGACGUAUUGGGUAGAGUUUGUUUUGAUCCGUUAGUGUGUCGAGUAUUUUGCUGCUGAAAUUUGAACUGGCGAAUCUGAAUAGAAUUUGAGAAGAAAGAGAGGUCAAUCAGCUUUUUUUCUAACUGGGUUUUGAAAUCAUGGAUCUUGUAAUUGGUGGAAAGUACAGACUUGGGCGUAAGAUUGGCAGUGGUUCAUUUGGGGAGCUUUAUCUUGGUACAUGCUAUAUCCGUAAAUACACAAACUUGGGAGGAAGUUGCUGUGAAGUUGGAACCAACUAAGACGAAACACCCACAACUUCACUUAGAAUCUAAGUUGUACAUGAUUCUUCAAGGAGGAACUGGAAUUCCACACCUCAAAUGGUAUGGAGUUGAAGGAGAAUAUAGUGCAAUGGUUAUCGACCUCCUUGGGCCAAGCCUAGAGGACUUGUUCAACUAUUGUACUCGAAAGUUCUCACUGAAAACAGUUUUGAUGCUCGCAGAUCAGUUAUUAAACAGAGUUGAGUUUAUGCACUCAAGAGGCUUCCUUCACCGUGAUAUCAAACCCGACAACUUCUUAAUGGGGUUGGGACGCAGAGCAAAUCAGGUCUACAUUAUUGAUUAUGGCCUUGCAAAAAAGUAUAGGGACCUCCAAACACACAGGCAUAUACCAUACAGGGAAAAUAAGAACCUCACUGGAACAGCGCGUUAUGCAAGUGUUAACACCCAUCUUGGAAUUGAGCAAAGCAGGAGGGAUGAUUUGGAAUCUCUUGGCUAUGUGCUUAUGUAUUUCCUACGGGGAAGCCUUCCUUGGCAGGGUCUAAAAGGGGGGACCAAAAAGCAGAAGUAUGAUAAAAUAAGUGAAAAGAAAAUGCAAACAGCUAUUGAGGUUCUUUGCAAAUCUCAUCCUUCAGAGUUCAUAUCAUACUUCCACUACUGUAGAUCAUUGCGAUUUGAGGACAAACCCGAUUAUUCGUACCUGAAGAGAAUUUUCCGAGACCUAUUUAUUCGAGAAGGUUAUCAGUUCGACUAUGUAUUUGACUGGACAAUUUUGAAAUAUCCACAAAUUGGCUCCAGUUCUAGAUCCUCUCGGCAGCCGGUUGGAAAAAUAUCCUUGAACCCUGGUCCUUCUGCAGAAAUGGCUGAAAAGACACCUGUGAAACAAGAAGUUCAAGAUAGGUUUGCUGGGGCAGUAGAGUCAUUUGCUAGAAGGAAUGCAUCUGGUGCAGGCUUACGUGGUGAACAAUCCAGACAGCCUGACCAUUCUCGAUAUCAUCGAUCUUCUGAUGAAGCACCCUUAUCAAAGGAUGCGCAUGCUGAUUCUGAGAGAUUGGGAAGAUCUUCAAGAAACUGCAGCAGUACUAGAAGAGUAGGGGGGUUGUCAAGUAGCCGGCCAAGCUCGUCUGGUGAACCCAGCGAAAACCGAACAAGUCGGUUAGCUCUAGGCAUGACCCGUCCAUCCACCCAGAGAGUUCAACCCGGUUUUGAAUCAAAAUCUUCAUCUUUCACUCGUGCCCCUGCUGCAACAAGGGGGGGUACUAGUAGUCGUGAUGAUGCCCUCCGGAGCUUUGAGCUGCUUACUAUCGGAACUGGAAAGAGGAAGUAGAAAGAAAGAUCAUAGAAGGUUCUUCAAUCACGACGUCUUCAUUGGUUUCAUCAAUGUCUUCUUCCUGUAUUUUGGUAAGGAAAAAAGAAAAAAAAAAACUAGAUGAACUCCCCAUCCUGAUCUGCAGGAAAAGUAAUGGAUGACAAACCGAAAAAAAAUCUAAUCUUCUUGAUUAGGGAUUUGUUCAUAUUUUAAUUCUGAGAUCUACAUUUGUUGUUAUGAAUAUGGUGGACCUUUUCAUAUUUCCCUUUGUGGAUUUGGUUUUCAA